This is a messenger RNA of Haliotis rufescens (red abalone), 992 nucleotides long. Its product is annotated as cytochrome c oxidase assembly factor 7 homolog. The transcript is spliced from 3 exons. Gene Ontology annotation, cellular component: mitochondrial intermembrane space. The record is from RefSeq and is a predicted model, not a curated record. The coding region runs from base 101 to 775 and encodes 224 amino acids. NCBI's taxonomy places the organism in Eukaryota, Metazoa, Mollusca, Gastropoda, Lepetellida, Haliotidae. Gene Ontology annotation, molecular function: protein binding.
UUCCUUCGAUCAGGUUCGGUAACUCGCGGCAUGUUCACAGGUGCCCUUCGCUGCAAGAAAAAAACGAAAAGAGACUCUCCUUGACCCAUGAUAAAUCAAAAUGCAGUACGAUUUCAAAGACGAGAAGCAAGCUCAAGAGUACCUCAAAACUCUCGACAUUGAAUACAGAUUUCAGUGUUACAAGGAAAAGGAACCCGAAGGAUGUCAGCGUCUUGCUGAUUUCCUGGAUAGCAUCAGGAAGGACUUCAAGCAGGCAGCCGCUGUAUACAAGACGAACUGUGAGGAGAGCAACUAUGGCGUCAGCUGUUACAAGUACGCCAACUAUAACAUCAUGGGAAGAGGUAUGGAAAAGAACGAAAAAGAGGCAUUGAAGUAUUACAGUAAAGCUUGUGUCCUCGACCAUAUGCCAGCAUGUCACAGUGUGGGCCUGAUUCAUGGGAGCAAGAAGGUCUGUCCUCCCGAUGACAUGGGGGCAGCGUUGAAGAUGUUCACGAAGGCGUGUGACAAGGACUUCCUUCCCAGCUGCUACUACAUCAGCGGCAUGUACAUCAGGGGCAGUGACCAGGUGCCCAAGGACAUGAAGAAAGCGUCCGAGUUCUCCAAGAAGGCAUGUGAAAUGGGGCAUUUGUACGCAUGUUCCAACUUGAGUCAGAUGUACAGGAGGGGAGAGGGUGUGGAGAAGAGCACCAGCUUGGCGGACAAGUUCGAGAAGAAGGCGCAGGAAAUACGGGAUGGUCAGACACGAAAGGAAAGAACUAUAAAAUUUGGUGAAUAGGAGUAUAGUUUUUAUUAGACACAGUUGAUGAUGGAUAACAUGCAUUUUUAAACUUAUUCCUAUCUCACAUUAUGAAUUUCUUACUUUUUCUUUCACCGUCUCCGUGGUCUAGUGGUAGGGUGUCCGGCUGGAGAGCGGAAGGUCCAGGGUUCGAUCCCCGGCCGUGUCAUACCAAAAGACGUUAAAAGAUGGUACUUGUUGUUACCCUGUCUGGCGC